ACAAUCGAAUUAAAUCUAGCGACUAGGAGAAAGAGAGGAGGGAGGCGGCGGAGCGGUUGAGCGAGAGAUGUCGAUCCUGUGGGAGAAGAGCGCGAGUUGGCGGUGGCUCGUGCGGAGGACCAGAGAUUCCAAGCCCUUCUUCCUUGCUUUCGCCACCGUGUGCGGCGUCGUUCCGGGAGUCAUUGGCUAUGGUGUCAUGCAGCUCACCAACACCCGCAACGAACAACUUGAGGCCCAUCUUCGAAAAAAUGCUCGCCCCGAAACCAUGAUGAUGGGACAAGUAAAUAAAGAAAGACUGGCUGAAUUCCUUGGAGAGCUUCAGCGGAAGGAGGAUACAAAUGACCGAUAUGUUGCUGCUCUAAAAGGUGAGACUUUAACCAGAAACCCGUAUGUGAGAAUUCAACCUGUUCCCAAGCAAAAGGACACUGGUGUUGACAAGGAGCAGAAGAAAUAAAGUUUGAUAGGCAUUUGGUGUGAAUACGCAUGAGAUAUCUGUAUGUCAAGAUGGCACAGGUUUUUAGAGUUAAGCUGGAACUUGAUGCUGUUUAGUAUCUAGUCUUUACAUUUUGAUUUUGAUUUGCAGAAGGGGGUCUUGGUAGGUGAACUUGCAUGAUUAAUAGUUAGACAGGACUUUUCCUAUGUAGAUUCCAUGUGUGUUCUGUGGAAUUACCUAGUUCUCCUAGGCUAUGGGAUAUUUUGAGGUUUAAUCAGCCUUAUCAUUGGUUUUUCCCUUUUGCAAUGACGUGAAAUAAAAUACAAUUCCUCCACA
Molecule: messenger RNA, 769 nt
Organism: Prosopis cineraria
Lineage: Eukaryota; Viridiplantae; Streptophyta; Magnoliopsida; Fabales; Fabaceae
Exons: 2
Coding region: 68-454 (128 amino acids)
Source: RefSeq, a predicted model, not a curated record